Molecule: messenger RNA, 1820 nt
Organism: Cuscuta campestris
Lineage: Eukaryota; Viridiplantae; Streptophyta; Magnoliopsida; Solanales; Convolvulaceae
Source: the annotation of a GenBank genome assembly
CUGUGUUUGUACGGAACAAAAUGCGAGUAUGAACGUUUUUAAAGCUCUUCUGAGAAUUCCAAAUCUGGCGCCGAUAGCUAUAAACCUUCAAAAUCGCUGAAAUUCUGCAGAAAACAUACAUGGAGGCAUCAACGAAGCUGUGUUGUAUGGAUUUCUUGGCACUGAGAGGCUUUCUUUUAUCGGCAUUGAUUCUCAAUUUCGUGCUCGCCUGUCAGUUUCUCCUCCUCCAACCCCUCGUUUCUGCCCUAGACGGGAGACCUGAAGAAGCUGCUGCAUUGCUUGAAAAAGCUCAACAGCAUGUCAAAGUUAAGAGAUAUAGUGAAGCCCUUAAUGAUCUCAAUGCAGCUAUAGAGGCUGAUCCUACACUUUCCGAGGCAUACCGGCAUCGGGCAUCUGUUUUUCGUCAAUUAUGCAGAUAUGAGGAAUCAGAAAGAAACUAUGGGAAAUUUUUGGAGAUGAAACCUAGAAACUCAGUGGCAGAGAGAGAACUUUCGCAAUUGUUGCAGGCUAAGGGUGCUUUGGAGUCCGCUAUGAAUCUCUUUGACUCGGGGGACUUUACAAAAGCAUUGGAACACAUUGAUAAAGUUGUGCUUGUUUUCUCUCCAGCUUGCUCAAAGGCUAAAAUUCUCAAAACAAGGCUAUUGCUUGCAGCGAAAGAUUAUUCAGGUGCCAUAACAGAGGCAGGAUUUAUGCUUAGAGAGGAUGAAGAUAAUAUUGAUGCAUUGUUGCUACGUGGCCGUGCCUACUACUAUCUUGCAGAUCAUGAUGUUUCUUUAAGACAUUACCAGAAGGGUCUUCGACUUGAUCCUGAACAUAGCGAACUGAAGAAAGCAUAUUUCAGCUUGAAAAAUCUACUCAAGAAGACAAAAAGUGCAGAAGAAAAUGAAGCUAAGGGCAAACUUCGUCUUGCUGUGGAAGAAUAUAAAGGCGCUAUAGCAUUGGAUCCAAACCAUUCCGCAUUCAAUGUGCAUCUUCUUCUUGGUCUUUGCAAAGUAUCAGUGAAGCUUGGCAGGGGUAGGGAUGCCAUUUCAAGUUGCUCGGAAGCACUCCAGAUUGAUGAGGAACUUGUUGAAGCUUUAACUCAGAGGGGUGAAGCCAAACUUUUGAUAGAAGAUUGGGAGGGAGCUGUGGAGGAUUUGAAAUUGGCAGCAGAAAAAUCUCCACAGGACAGACAUAUUCAUGAAACUUUGAUUCGGGCUGAGAGAUCAUUAAAGUUGAGCAAACGGAAAGAUUGGUACAAAAUUUUGGGAAUUUCCAAAACUGCAUCAGCAUCUGAGAUAAAAAAGGCAUAUAAGAAGCUUGCUUUGCAGUGGCACCCAGACAAGAAUGCUAACAACAGGGAAGAAGCUGAAGCCAAAUUCAGGGACAUUGCUGCAGCAUAUGAGGUUCUUGGUGAUGAAGAGAAGCGUACCCGGUAUGAUAGGGGAGAAGACAUUGAUGAAACAGGUUCAGGAAUGGGCGGUGGAGGAUUCCACCACCCGUUCCAAGGAGGUAACUUCCAAUUCCAUUUCGAAGGAGGCUUUCCUGGCGGUGGAUUCGGAGGUUUCCAAUUUUGAGCACAUGCUUAUUCGCUACUCGUAGUAACUUAAAAGGAAGCAACUGUUGAGCUCUUCUCUAGACUCUAGGUGGGCAAAAGCUAGUGUCUAUAAUCCCAGGAAAGAGUUCUUUGUUUUUCUUCUCAUUGUUAUGGGAGGCCAUUUUCUUCUCCUGGGUAAAUGACAUUUUCAUUGUAACUUUAUAGGUAGAUUAAGCUCAAGAUUCUGCAUAUUUACACAAUCUUAUUCCCCCCCUCCCCUUUUCGGUGCUUAACUUCGAAUCAG